This is a messenger RNA of Penicillium atrosanguineum, 354 nucleotides long. Its product is annotated as putative small nuclear ribonucleoprotein SmD3. Gene Ontology annotation, molecular function: RNA binding. Gene Ontology annotation, biological process: RNA processing; spliceosomal snRNP assembly. The record is from RefSeq and is a predicted model, not a curated record. Bases 1 to 354 code for a protein of 117 amino acids. Lineage: Eukaryota; Fungi; Ascomycota; Eurotiomycetes; Eurotiales; Aspergillaceae. The transcript has 4 exons. Gene Ontology annotation, cellular component: commitment complex; pICln-Sm protein complex; U2 snRNP.
AUGGGCAAGCUCACCAGCACGAUCGGUAUCCCGAUCAAGCUCCUGAACGAAGCGCAGGGCCACGUCGUGACGCUCGAGAUCACAUCCGGUGUCGUCUACCGGGGGAAACUUUUGGAAGCCGAAGACAACAUGAACGUCCAGCUGAAGGAUAUCACCGUCACAGCACGCGACGGCCGCGUUUCGCAUCUCGACCAGGUCUACAUCCGCGGUAGCCAUGUGCGAUUCUUCAUCGUGCCGGACAUGCUGAGGAACGCUCCCAUGUUCCGCUCACGAGGCGUGCGCGGACGCGGUGUCGGCUUGGCCCGUGGUAAGGCUACUGUGCAGCGCGCGCGGGGCCAGACACGGAGAGGUUGA